Molecule: messenger RNA, 606 nt
Organism: Lodderomyces oxycetoniae
Lineage: Eukaryota; Fungi; Ascomycota; Pichiomycetes; Serinales; Debaryomycetaceae
Gene: NUO1
Product: Nuo1p
Exons: 1
Coding region: 1-606 (201 amino acids)
Source: RefSeq, a predicted model, not a curated record
AUGUCAUAUACGGCCACGAAUACACCGGUAAGAGCGCUUCCGCUUGAUAGCGAUUAUGAGAGAAUUGAUGGGGAUCCAUAUUUUGGUAGGGUAGUGUCAUAUUUCAGGCCCUCUGAUUAUUUGAAUUGGGCGAUUUCAACAGCUAUAUUUCCAGCAGGUUUAAAAUUAUGGGAGAGAAUUGAACCUUCGGGAGGGAGUGGACUGAAACCGCUUCGUAUAAAUGGCACGACAUAUAGGGCUGCAGUUGCUAUGGGGUUAGUAGGGGGAUUUUUUUUGGCAUAUGUGAGAUCGAGUCAAAGAUUUCUUGGAUGGAGAGAAAAUGCUAGUGAAGUUAAGAGAGAUAGGUUUGAAAUGAAGAAAUUGUUGAGUGAGGGGAAGUUGCCAUUUCAUGAAGACAAAAGUGCAUUGGACGAUAGAAAUAAGGAUGUUGCUAAUAGAAAUUCACAGUAUAGUAGUUCUUUUUUAUUCAUAUUGCCUUGGUUUAAUCUAGCUUACCAUCCAUACCAUCAGGUUAAUUUAGAAAAAUAUUACAUUGAUAGACCCGGUGAAGAAGAAUGGGGGUUUAAAUUGAAACCACUUGAUGAAAUAUACCAAAAGAACACAUGA